Mytilus californianus (California mussel) is the source of this 2585-nucleotide messenger RNA. Its product is annotated as meiotic nuclear division protein 1 homolog. The transcript has 6 exons. Gene Ontology annotation, biological process: reciprocal meiotic recombination. The record is from RefSeq and is a predicted model, not a curated record. Bases 40 to 657 code for a protein of 205 amino acids. NCBI's taxonomy places the organism in Eukaryota, Metazoa, Mollusca, Bivalvia, Mytilida, Mytilidae. Gene Ontology annotation, molecular function: double-stranded DNA binding. Gene Ontology annotation, cellular component: nucleus.
GGCGCCAAAUUUAAUUUAUACAAUUUACUGUUUGACAAAAUGUCAAAGAAAAGAGGACUGAGUGUAGAAGAGAAGAGAACAAGAAUGAUGGAGUUCUUUUUUGAAAAGAAAGAUGUGUUUUUGUUGAAAGAACUAGAGAAGCAAUGUCAGAAAGAGAAAGGUAUAACAUCCAUGUCUGUCAAGGAGAUAGUAACAAGUCUGGUAGAUGAUGGAAUGGUCGACACAGAUAAAAUAGGAACAUCUGUAUACUUUUGGGCUUUUCCUAGUAAAGCUAGUCAGAAUCGGAAAAGAAAAUUGCUGGAUUUAGAAAAUAGAAUUGAAGAACUGGACUCAAGAAAGAAAUCACUAACAGAAUCCAUAGAUAAAGCUAAAAUGGGAAAAGAGGAAUCUGUUUCUAGAACAGAGCUGUUAACAGCCUUAUCAGAGAAAAGAACAGAACAAUCUCAGUUUAUGUCAGAAAUAGAAAAAUAUAAAGAAUGUGACCCAGAGGUGGUAGAGGGGGUCAGGAAACAAGCUGAGAUAUCAAAAGACGCUGCUAAUAGAUGGACAGACAACAUUUUUUCAGUUAAAUCAUGGAUCAAGAACAAGUUUAGUUUUGAAGAAAGUGUGAUAGACAAACAGUUUGGUAUUCCAGCAGAUUUUGACUAUAUUGAGUAAAGAAAGUGUUAUUGACAAACACAUUGGUAUUCCAUAAGAUUUUGACUACUGGUAUAUUAUGUGAAAGUAGAAAAACAUUUGAUGCUAUGUUUAUUCAGAAAAUGGAGAUGUGCACAGAUGAAUUUAGCCAAUACCUGGAUAAAAUCAUUAACAAUAAUAGAGUUUAACCUGUCUAAAGUUAACUAGAUGUAAAGCAGAAAUCUACAUUCAUGGAAACCUUUUAUAUGUGCACUGUCUAUUAAAAGUAAAUUAGCUAAACACCUACCUAGUCCAAACAAAAGACAGGUUCACUAUUUUGAUAGUAUUUAACCUGAUAUGUUCUUCAGGUGGUCUUAACAAUUUAUCUGUUGGUCCCGCUGAUUGCUUCCAUUUUGCAGAUUAAGUUGACCAGUCGAAAUAUUAUAGCUGCAAUAGCAAUUUGUCUUUUCUGCCUUUGUUUGGUAGAUUCCAAUUUAACCAAUACAAUCAGGCCUGACCAUUGCUGCCUUUUAAUAGAUGAAAUAUGGAAGGGGAAAUAAUAGAGUAAAAGUGGUUAAAAAGAGUUGGAGGGGAUUAUGUCAAGGACAAAGACACCAAACAACUAAAAAAAUGAAGUCUACAUGGUUUUUGAAAUAGAAUUGUCUUCACAAUAUUUUCACUCUCCAAACACCAUUGCUGGUUAAUUUCUUGUGCUUCUAUAUAUUUUUACUAGACUCUACAGUCUUCAUGCUUAGCCACAGGCCCAGCAGCCCAGGCUUGUAAAUUGCUUUCAGGUCUGUAAAAAUCAUCUCUACAGGCCAACAGAAUCUAACUAAAAUUUUCCAAAAAUUGAUCUCCGGGCCUGUAGAUUUAAAAGUUUAUUGUGAAGACUACUAGACUGGUAUAUUUGUUUGAAAUAGUCCUGUAGCUGGUCACUUUUUGAAUUGUUGAGGUGAAUGCCUUGCCUUCCAUCUUCCAACUUCCUAUUCAAAUUGUAAUUUUGAUAAAACAAUUCUAUAGUAAACAUUUUGAAAUUGAGUUUUAGUUGAAUUCUGUGCAUUUGUUGCCAUUACAAUUUUGUUUUUUUAAUUACAGAAAGUAAAAGAACAGCUUUUUAACUUUAUUUGGAACGUUUAGAAAUGACCACUAGAAAAUGAAUUUUAGACUGAAACAGUAAUUUUGAUCUACUUUCAAUCAGAAAGGUGGGAAACUUUGAGCAUGUUGAGUCUGAAUAAGGUUUUAAUGUCUUAAAAGAUUUUCCCUGGAUGUUAUUUCAAGGCAAUUUUAAGGCAUUUAUCAUGCAGUGAUUACAGAUUUACAGUUUAUUAACAAUAACAGAUUAUUUCCAAGGGAGAUAAUGUUGAUUUUUUUUAGUAUGAUUUAGUUUUUUCCACUUUUUUCCCUCUAUAUGAAUUUCAGAUUGAAUCAAUAAUUUUAAUCUAAUUCAUUAAAAAAACCUGACACAUUUAAUCUGUCAUCAAAAUUUAAAGUUAUUUCAUGGAUUUGUGGUUAAGUGUGUACUAGUACAUAAAAAAGAUAACAACUAACUUUUCUGCUGACUUCUAAGACGUUUCUCCUGUAUUCAAUUCAGAUCUUUUUAUUUUUUAGGAAAAGUAGUUUGUAAAUAAUUAAUAGCAAUUGUCAGACCAGUGUAAAAAUAGUUAUUGGAAAUCUUUUUCAAGUUUUUCACAAACAAAAGUAAAUUAGACUACUCAAAUUAUUGCAAUUGAAAGUUGCAAUUCUAGUGGAAAAACAGAAUUCUAUGUAAAUUGAAAAGUACAUGUCCUUGAUAUUUAAAUGAAUGCAAUAUGUAGGUUAAGACUAAGGCUGCUGAAAUGAUGAGUGACAGUGUUCAAUAUAUAUAUAUACCAUGUACCAUUUUGAUUUGUUUCAGUAUCAUAUUUUAUUUAAUGCUUUAAUCAUUGUUUGUUGAUUUUGUUAAUGUUGUAUUUAUUAAAUAGUCUAAUACA